AUGGCACCAGAAAUAAUCUUUCUCGCUCUAUUAUCCAUACUCGCUGGCGCGGCAGACUCAGCCACAUGGAAUUUUACCCGCUGCGUGAAAUCAUGUCAGUGCUAUUCCGAGAAUAACGUCAAUAUUUUGGACUGCUUCAAUUCUUCACUGGAGUUAUUUCCUGAGCCGGAGUCGAUCCCGUCUGAUGUGCACCUAAUCAAUCUAUCACAUAAUUCCAUUCGUUUCAUUCCGGAUAGCUAUAUGUUUUGGCAUCCUGAAUGCGUGGUACUGGAUAUUUCGUACAAUAAACUGGGGAAUUUGCCAAAUUUUGAAGGUCUUUAUCGCUUGAAGCAGUUGAAUUUGGCAAAUAAUUCACUCCCUUACCUUCCGAAAAAUGGAUUUGCACCGUUGAUUUAUCUAGAAGAACUCCAUCUGGAGGCUAACCAGAUAGCGUUUAUUUCUCAGUGUGCUUUUCAAAACUUGUAUUCUCUGCGGAAAUUGGAUCUAAGCUGGAACAAGCUCCAAAAUCUACCUUAUUUAAUUGAUCUUCAAAAUCUGCAAGAAUUUUACGCCGAUGGAAAUUUGAUUGAAAAUCCAGAAUGGAAAUUCCUGGAUUUACCAAGCCUACGAAGUUUAUCAAUGGCUUGGAACAAUUUGUACCAGCUUGAGCCGCUCGCCCUGCAAAACGUCCUGAAACUUGAAUCGCUAAAUUUAGCUCAUAAUCAUUUUUCAAUAUUACCAAGGAAUUUUCUGCAACCAGUUGCUGCAACACUAAAGAAAAUUGAUCUCAGCUUCCUGCCAAUCGACAGUAUUAGUAGCGGCGAUUUUCUCAACUUGCAUGCGCUCCAGGAAAUAGACUUAUCCAGCAAGUUUUUCCGCUAA
Molecule: messenger RNA, 861 nt
Organism: Gongylonema pulchrum
Lineage: Eukaryota; Metazoa; Nematoda; Chromadorea; Rhabditida; Gongylonematidae
Source: the annotation of a GenBank genome assembly